This is a messenger RNA of Schistocerca gregaria, 447 nucleotides long. RefSeq lists its product as uncharacterized. Gene Ontology annotation, molecular function: DNA-binding transcription factor activity, RNA polymerase II-specific; RNA polymerase II cis-regulatory region sequence-specific DNA binding. The record is from RefSeq and is a predicted model, not a curated record. The transcript is spliced from 2 exons. The coding region runs from base 1 to 447 and encodes 148 amino acids. Gene Ontology annotation, biological process: regulation of DNA-templated transcription. Lineage: Eukaryota; Metazoa; Arthropoda; Insecta; Orthoptera; Acrididae.
AUGGUGUGCAAUAGACAGAUACAACAGUUACAGAAAGACAUACUCCAUCCUAGCACCAAGCCAUUUUGUGUAGAGUUUCUUUAUUUAAGCUCAUUAUGUGUUAAAAUGCGCUGCACAAAUUUGAAGAACUUUGUUAGUGCUUCAUGGACUGUAAAUGCCAUGCCAUCUCAGGUGAUGUCCACAAAUCAUCCAACAUCUGGGAUACCAGCUAUGGUACCAGAAUUUGGCAGGAACAAAAUGCUUCAAGGAAUGAAGCAGUACAUUUGCAGCACAUGUGGUAAACAGUACUCUAUAAAAGGCUCACUACAGCGACAUGUUAGAUAUGAAUGUGGUGUAGAACCUCAGUUUUGUUGUCCAUAUUGCUCUAAAAGAAGUCAUCGAAAAAGCAAUCUUAGCCAGCACAUUAGACGUAAUCACUUCAGUGUGUCAUUAUGUGACAGUAUUUAG